CACUCAACCUCGUAGUCAACAAAAGCCUCAAUGGGUGGUGUGUUCUUCACUUCUUGUGCAGGAAUUCCAGGACUGGUCAAUUUGACGGCAUGAUGUUCGUAUCAGGGGUGGGUCAGAGCCUUCUCCGGCGAGUGACCACGCCCUCCUGGCUGCAAUUCGGGAGUGUUCGAGCCAUGAGCGCCCGAGCUCGGAAACGGUUCUACAAGAACGUGGCCGUGGUCUCCACUUCUCGUGAGGGUCAAAUAGAUUUUGAGUUGACCCUGGACAAUCGAAAACUCAAAACGCCUUUGGGCAACGAGUUCCGAGUGGACAACGAAAUCUUGGCCCACUCUGUGGCCACAGAAUGGGCGGCCCAAAAAGACUACAUCCUCUUGUCACAGAUGCACUUGACAGGAUUGGCCAACGUCUGCAUCGACAAUCCGACUAACGCCAAGAAAGAAGAUCUUGUCGACCACAUUCUGAACUUCUUAGACACAGAUACCAUCCUUUUCUUCGGAGAGGAGGAAACGCUCUUGGCCAGACAGGUGGAGCAAUGGCAACCGCUCAUCGAUUGGUUCUGUGAGCGUCAUCGCAUCGAAAUCAAAGCCUCCCGAGGCCUGGCUCCCCCGGAAUUCUCUCCCAAUGCUCGCGAUGCCAUCCGGAAGCAUCUCAUGUCCUACAAUUAUCGUGCCAUCAACGGGUUCUCUUUCGGCGUGGACUCGAUCAAAUCGUUGAUCUUAACCGCCGCUCUAGUGGACCGACGGCUAGCCGUUGAUGAAGCCGUUAAACUGUCUCGGCUAGAGCUGGAAGUCCAGACCGAGCGAUGGGGUAACGUGGAAUGGGCCCAUGAUCUCGAGUUAUACGAUACGACGGCCAGAGUGGCAGCUGCCACCAUGUUUGUUCAUUUGAGUAGCAGCUAGCAUUUGCAGCGAGAAAAAGAUGUCCAAGCAUAGUCGGUGUUCAAGUAUAAAUUCUUUUCGUUAUCAAGAAGUCGUAAUACCAUAUGUAUGUCCAUCACUCAA
Messenger RNA from Tigriopus californicus, 1001 nucleotides. RefSeq names its product ATP synthase mitochondrial F1 complex assembly factor 2-like. Gene Ontology annotation, biological process: mitochondrial proton-transporting ATP synthase complex assembly. The coding region runs from base 90 to 899 and encodes 269 amino acids. Gene Ontology annotation, cellular component: mitochondrion. NCBI's taxonomy places the organism in Eukaryota, Metazoa, Arthropoda, Copepoda, Harpacticoida, Harpacticidae. The transcript has 5 exons. The record is from RefSeq and is a predicted model, not a curated record.